Molecule: messenger RNA, 8654 nt
Organism: Carcharodon carcharias (great white shark)
Lineage: Eukaryota; Metazoa; Chordata; Chondrichthyes; Lamniformes; Lamnidae
Gene: rnf220a
Product: ring finger protein 220a
Exons: 15
Coding region: 373-2157 (594 amino acids)
Biological process (GO): protein ubiquitination
Molecular function (GO): ubiquitin protein ligase activity; metal ion binding
Source: RefSeq, a predicted model, not a curated record
AGGCACACUGAGCCAAGCGGAGCAGCAGCAGCGCAACAUUCCUCCUCUGAUCGGACUCGGGAUAGGGAUCCCUCUGUGCAUGUAAUCAACACCAUCCUCCAACAGGAGACUUCAUUCACACACACACGCACCGUAUUUCCAGACUUCCACUCCACAGCCCUUGUAUACUAAGGGAGAGUUUUACCAAAAGAAAUAAAUCCUUUUAUUUUCGCGUAUAUAUGUUCUAUUAUAAAAAGUGAAAGCAUCCUUGGGAAUUAAAGGUCUAUCAAGCUGUGGUGGUAAUGAUGUCACCUUGCUCUUUAUAAAGCCAGCCUUGCCUGCAUUUGAGAAGGUCAUUAUAUAAUUCUGGUACCAACGAGCAAAGAGUUUCCAAUGGACUUGCACAGAACAGCUUUCAAGAUGGAGAAUUCUUCCUACCUCCCUAAUCCCCUUGCAUCACCAGCUUUGAUGGUCCUUGCCUCUACAGCAGAGGCUAGCCGAGAUGCCUCCAUCUCCUGCCAGCAGCCUCGACCCUUUGGAGUACCUGUCUCUGUGGACAAAGAUGUCCACAUUCCCUUCACUAAUGGUUCCUAUACCUUUGCCUCAAUGUACCAUCGUCAGGGCGGGGUGCCAGGGGCCUUCCCGAACCGGGAUUUUCCCCCUCAGCUCUUGCACCUGCAUCAUCAAUUUGCACCUCCAAAUCUGGACUGUACCCCAAUCAGCAUGCUGAACCAUAGUGGUGUUGGGGCAUUCCGACCUUUUGCCUCCGCUGAAGACAGAGACAGUUACCAAUCUGCCUUUACACCUGCCAAAAGACUAAAGAACUGCCAUGAAACUGAAUCCCCCCAUUUGAGGUUUUCGGACUCUGAGGGCAAGGAGUAUGAGUUCACAACCCAGCUCCCAUCCAGUUCCCCCAGUUCACUGAAGCUAGAUGACACUGGAAAAAAGGUCUUUGCUGUGUCAGGUCUCAUCUCCGACCGAGAAAACUCAGCAAGCCCUGAAGAAAGUCGAAAUGAGAGAUGUAAGAAGAAAGCGACCCUGUAUGAUACUCAAGCCCCAAUAUGCCCCAUCUGUCAGGUACUGCUCCGUCCAAGUGAACUGCAAGAUCAUAUGGAACAGGAACUGGAAAAACUCACUCAGAGCAACACAUGUAAGCAUUCCAUGUUGAAGGACAGCACAAUCCAGGGGUCUGUGAAGUCUGUUCUGCUAUCAGCACCAAUUAAAAGGGAAGGGGAAUCUCCUACAGCGUCGCCUCUCUCUGCAGAUGACACUCAUCAUUCAGACAGAUACCAGACAUUUUUGCGAGUAAGGUCCAACAGGCAAGCAAGGCUGAAUGCACGGAUAGGGAAAAACAAGAGGAAGAAGGCCUCAGAGGAUGGCCAGGUAUGUCCGCUAUGCAAUGAGACGCUCUCUGGAUCUGUGGAGGAGAUGAGUAGACACGUGGAAGCCUGUCUGGACAAGAGAGAUGGCUCUUACACAAAUGAUGAUGAGUCAGUGGACAUAGAAAAUGAGAGUGGAAGUGGGAACAGAUUUGAAGAAUACGAAUGGUGUGGACAGAAGAGAAUACGAGCUACAACCUUAUUAGAAGGUGGCUUUCGAGGAUCUGGCUUUGUCACCUGCAGCAGUAAAGAGAAUCACGACAGUGAUGCAGAUCUUGAUGUGGAUGGAGAUGACACCCUGGAAUAUGGGAAACCACAGUACACAGAGGCAGACAUUAUACCUUGCACUGGAGAAGAACCAGGGGAGGCCAAAGAGAGGGAGGCACUUCGAGGUGCUGUGCUAAAUGGUGGAACCCCGAGCAACAGAAUAACACCAGAAUUUUCCAAAUGGGCGAGUGAUGAAAUGCCCUCAACAAGUAAUGGGGAGAGUGGUAAACUAGAGGUGCAGACACAGAAGACGUGUAAAAACAGCGAGAUUGAGAAGAUAUCUGAAGAUGCAACUGUAACGACAAUUGAAGCACUGAAAGCCCGCAUCCGUGAAUUGGAACGACAGCUGUCCCGUGGGGAUCGGUAUAAAUGUCUUAUUUGCAUGGACUCCUACUCGAUGCCCCUCACCUCAAUCCAGUGUUGGCAUGUUCAUUGUGAGGAAUGCUGGCUCAGAACACUGGGGGCCAAAAAGCUCUGUCCACAGUGCAACACCAUCACAUCCCCUGGAGACCUUAGACGUGUGUAUUUGUGAAGGAGUAGGAUGUGGGGAAAAAGGCCACAGUUAACCUGAGGCCAAGUUAAUCACAAUGCCUCACAACAGAAAGAGGACCAUGAACAAUUGUGGGGUGGCACCAAAAAAAUGUACAAAUAUCCCAUUUUUGUUUUUCUCUUAAGUGCGUGGAAGGAGAGAAGCCGCCCAUCCAAGAGGACAACUUGUUAAUGCUGUUUGUUGUAUUAAUAAAAAAGGAACCCCUGUCCCCCAUCCGAGUUUUAUCAGAUGAUUGAUGCCCAGAACAUACACACAAACUCCUCCAUAAACCCUGUUGACUGGAGCUACGUUUACCAGAAGACAUUCUGGGCUGUGCAUUGUGAAUGGACCUGUACUGUGUUCUAUUGUGGUGUUAUAGUGACAAAAUAAACAAAAGAUGAAGCACAUGUAAUAUAAAUUAUGUAUGUUUACACCAUUGAUUGUGUAUAAAUGGAAUAGACUUAUGAACAGUGCAUACUAAUAAGUCCUUAAUCAUUUUGAGAGAAAAAAGAGAAGAUGCAUUAAAUCUACCGUAUUUUUUACCCAGGCUGCCUAAGAUUUAAAUAUCUUGAGCGGUUGGUUAAAAAAGAACCUGGUUUAAUGAAUAAUUUUGUGGUGUAUAUUUCUCAUUCAGAUUAAAGGAACAGCUUCAGUAAUGGCUGUAAUAAUACCCAUAACUUAAAUACUAAAGGAUGUAGACAAGUUGGCUUGUCUUAGUUGUAACAAAUGGGCUACUUGUACUAGAGCCUGACCCAUUUAAAAUAUCAGGCUGCCGCAGCAGCAGACCCCUGAGGGAGAACCAGACUGACCCCUAUGUAGAGGCUACAGCCCAUUCCCUAAGGUGGAAGCUGCGUUAGUUCUUGUGGACCAGCGUUGUGCUGUGUGUCUCAGUUGUACCAGAAUAUGUAACCAGUUAUAAUGUUUGUUAUUCAUGUGAAAAGUCCUGGAAUAGACUGAAGAACUUGAAGGUAGAUUUUGAGCGGAAUGCAGAUAUUCUGUGAUUACCAGUUGCCCAUAACAGUUGGCAACCCUGCCCUCUCACAAAAUGAUAACUAAAUUGGCUUCAUUUACUGUUCCUGAAAAUCUUUCGAAUGUUGCCAGUUGUUAAAGUUUGUAUAGCCCAUCAUUAUAGGUCUCACAGUUUUAGUGUUGUCUUGUUAAUAAGGUGGUUGGACCUUGGUUGCUGAUUCUCUUUUGUAUUACAUUUAUGCUACAUUCUGGGACAGUCACUAAAAUGUGCAGCUCAUGAUAGCAUGUAAAAUGCUUGGCUCCCAAGGAAUAGAUUAUAAAGGGAGUAGAAAAAUUAAAAUUCCACUUUGUUCUUUACAAAACACAUGUGGGCCAUGACACACACAGGUCUAAAAAGAAAUACAAAUGAUAUGAAUUUAUUGUAGUAAUUGACCAUUGAUGUAAAAAAAAAUCUCCUGGCCAAAGCAAGCUAUAUGAUGACCUUUCAACAUACCCUUUUGAUGUUGGUUGGACAUAGUUGCAACUCCUUACAAUUUUAUUUCCUUUUUUUCUCUUUAAUAGCCAGUUGCUGUUUUGAUGUUUCCGAUCAUCCCUUGAGCACUAUAUUUUUAAAAACAAAUGUUGCCACAGUUCAUGUAAUAUGGCUUUAAUGGACAAAGCUUGAGAUAUCCAUUAACACACUGGCAUUUGCUAAUAAAAAGUUCAAAGUCCUUGCAGAAUAAACUGUGGUUGUCUGUGCUAGUACAGAACCAAAUGAUUUCAUUGUAAGCCAUCUCUCAAUUUGCUCUUUGCAUGUUGCUUAUUAUUCUAGGGUAUUGCUUUUGAAAAUAGACUUACAUGGCUUAUUCUCUGGCACAAGUAUAGCAGUGCAAAUGGGUUCUGGAUUAUUAUUCAGAUAGAAAUGCUAACAGUAGUGUCAGCCCAGUUGGAAACCAAAGCAAGCCAAAAAGAAAAGGCAAAAAAAAAUUGAAAAUAUUUCCUCCUUGUUGACUUGGCAUGGUGCACAUUCGCAGCAAUCUCCUUUUAUCUUUGGGUGAUGGUUUGAAUCAAUCAAUGUAAUAACUUCUUCCUAUUGAUUGUUAAGGAUCCAGAAUCAAAUGAUUCCAGUAGUCUUAAGCUAAUAUAUCCAUGAAAGCUUGGCCUUAAAUAUGGUACUAAUUUACAACCUUCCAGAUAACCCACCUAACCAUAAUUGAGCAAAGGCCAAUGAUCUUAAAUUCUGGAAGAAGGAAAGAAUACAAACUUCACAGUUGGGCAGUGAUGCCAUUUGUGCUGUGAAACUUAUAGGUCAUGUACUAAGUUAAUCAGUUAUUAUUACAUAUCCUGAUAUUGAGCCAUAAUAAUGACAUUUGCGGUAAAUUUUUAAUUAAUAAGUUACUCAUUCUGUGUAUAAGUGCAUUGUAGGGGCUGUACACCAUGGAUGGAAGCAAUUUCCCAUUUGAAUGUGUUGACCUCUAAUGGCAAUACUAACUGGGAAGAGCUGUUAGAUAUGUAACACCAGAUGAUAAAUAGCCACUUUCAGUUAGGUUCCUGGUAUGUGUUUGGCCCUUUAGCUUAAAUGUUUUGCUUUUUUCACCUUAAAAUGGGAAUGGCUCCACAUAAUGUUUUUUCAUUCUAUUUAAUGAGGCACUACCAAUUAGGGCAUUUCUUUGAGACCAAUCACAUCACAAUAGGAAAUACUGCUGUUCACAUCCUCCAUUGAGUUUCUCUUGUGGAAAUCUCAUUCGUUUGUGGUUCUCAUUAACUGUAUUGGGCAGGUUAACUGAAUGACAUACUGACCCAAAUUGUGACUGGGUGCUUGAAUAUUUUUUUCCACUUUUCUAUCCUGUGUGAUUCUUUGUAAGGAUCUCUGAGAAGAUAUGUGAAAGUAAGACAGUGUAACUCAUACUACAGUUUCUCCUCCAUCCCUGUAUUGAGGAAACUGUUCCAUUCUUUUCGGUGCCUAUUCUUGCCAACCCAGCUCAGAUCAAGAACUUACCAUGUGAGGAAUUUCAAGCUGCUUGAGUCUAGUUGUUCUUUACAUCCCCUUCCAAAAAGAAAAAGCAGAAGUAGUUCUUGUGUAAUUGUAUCAAAAUGUAUUUUGUUUUGGCAUUUUUCAAUUUGUUGAGAGCAGAUUGCAGUUGACACCUAAUGUGAUUGGCUUUAAAUUUUUGUGGUUUUCCAAUCCCAGAAUGUGCAUUGUGAGCAUCCAGGAGGCAAUUUGAUCUUCUAGUGUUCAGUGCAUACAAGAUAUUUCUUGUAUUCAAUCCUCAGGAGCUACUCUGACAUUAUGUAAUAUCCUGCUUGAAUUCUUUAAUGUAGAAAAGGGGGUAUAAGUUGGAUAAUAGUGUAUGUGUAAGAAGAAUGCAUUCACUAACAAAAGUCACAUAAUUUUGUAUAUCUUAUGUUGUUCCUUUCACAUUUUUAUUCUCUAUUACAUUUUUGUUUACUUAGCAAGUGUUCCUGUCCACCUUUUGUAAAUGUGCACCUGAUUAAUAUUAUGUAUGGUGACACUGCUAACAAAAUCCCACUGAACCCAGUACUACUUAGGUAGAGAUAUUUUGCAAUUUCUUAAGACGUUCAUGUAAAACAUCCAGUUCAACCCUCGAAUUUAAAAUCACAGCUGGAGGAUUUUGUGCACCAAGCAUCUUUCCUAGCCAGAUGGGAUGUGAUGGUGGUGUUUGUAGCAUAUCUUUCAUAAUUCUUUCCACUGGUGGUCUGUAAUCAGUAUUCUAAAGGCUUGAUUCAAUUGAGCAAAGAAAAGGGAUUUGACCGUAUUAGUUCCUCAUUAGCAUCAUAUUUCUGAAGAACUGCUUAAAUUCUCUAUAAUGCCCUAUUCACUGCCAGACUUGUAAUCAACCAACUGAAGCGAGUGAUUUUAAGAGGCAGGCAUCCCUUGUAGUUAAAGUGAUAAACCUGGUUGGGGGUUAAGUGUUCACUUGCUCAGGGUAUUGACCUACCUUGAUCUGAAUUCACAGCUGUUUCUUCGCUUUUCACUCUCCACCACCCCCUCUUCCCCCCUCAAAAAAAAAGUUUCCUCAUUGAAAUAGCAACAUAGUUUACAGGUUGUGUACAACUGUUUUGGACAAAGUGAAAUAAGCUCAUUCCUUAAACCCCUGAUGUUUGUGCCAAUUGCACAAUAGAAGGUCUUUGAAUCAAAAUCCCAGCCAGUACAGAUGGAGAAUAAAAACAAAUUGACACCACCACCCAGACAUUCUUUGUUGCCUGGAUGCGCAUGAUGUUUAUCAAAGACAGAUUAAUGUGGAGCUCUGUUUCAUACUACUCAUCCCUGCAGCUCCUCCAGUGAAACUGAAGCUGGUGACAAUGGUGUACGAACACACAACAUUUUACUCUACAGUUGACUUAUGAAUUAUAUAAUAAAAAUAGAAAAUGCUGGAAAUACGCAGCAGGUCAGGCAACAGCUGUGGAGAGAGAAACGGCUAACCUUUCAGGCCGAUGAGUUUUUGUUAGAACUGGAAUAUUAGAAAUGAAACAGGUUUUAAACAAGUACAGAGGUAGGGGAAGGACAAAAGGGGAGGUCUGUGAUACUGUAGAAAGCAGGAGUGAUUAAAUGACAAAAGGUGCAAGGCAAAAGAAAUGGGAAUAUUAGACAAGUAAACAAAAGAUGAAUUUAAAGGCGAUAUAAAUGCAAAAAGAAUCAUUGCUGAAAAUAGGGGCAGUGGUUAUGAUUUGAAAUCAAAUCUAAAUUUCAAUUUUGUACAUUAUUUAUUGCCCAUGAUGUGGUGUCUACAAUGGGGAGAUAAGACACAAAUUUAGUGACUAUUUUGUAGAACACCUCCUUAGACUCCACAAGCAUGGUCCAGAACUUAUGGUCAUCUGUCAUUUUAACCCUUCGCCACAUUCCCAUUCUGACCUCUAGGUCUCCUAGGCUGUUCCAGUGAGGUUCAACUGAAGUUUGAGAAACAGCACCUCACCUUUCAAUUAAGCACUUUACUAAUUCUAGUCCUAACAUUGAGUUAAACAAUUUCAGAUCAUAUCCACUGUCCCAAUUUUUUCAGGUGGCAGCUGUUGGUGAUGGUUCUCCUAUUCCCAUUUAUACCUCCUCUAGAUCCAUCUUUUGUCUUUUAUCAUCACUGUUUGUCUUGCACCAUCAAUCCUUUUGCUACUUAAUCUUUCCACUCUGCCACAGACAUUGCCAUUUGUGCUUUCCCCACCGUUGUCUGCCUCUUGUUUAAAACUAGUUACACCUCUAACUUUUUCCAGUGCUGACAAAGGUUAACUGUUUCUCCCCACAGAUGCCUGCCUGAGCUGAGUAUUUUUCUUUGUUUUGUAUUACCAGCAUUUGCAGUAUUUUGUCGUAUUAUGAGCUCUGAAUUUUGAAUUUUGGAAUGAAAGUUGAUGUACAAUGAAAAGGAUUUGGAAUUUAUGGCAAAUGAAUUUUAAUUGGAUUCUGCUAUGCCUGUCUUGGUUUGAAUUAACUAUUUUAAUGGAUGUAUAGGUUGUAGGCAAUUUAUGCUCCUAUUUGCCCUUUUAAAUCUUUGAAAGGAUAUGAAUGCCUCUAUUAUAGUUUUUUCUUUCUUGCAGCAUCCUCAGCUUUGAUCACAAUUGUCUUGUAAUUUGGUUUACAGAAAGCCCACUUACUAUAAGGAAAAAUGGAUAGCAUUCUAAUCUUUCCUGCCACUAUUCUAAUAAGGCAACAUAUUGCCAAGAUUAACCAGGAGGAGAAUUAUUCAAAGUAAAUGAAUAGGGUCUCAAAGGUGGAAAAUUUCUGUCACAAAAGCUGUGCCACCCAAUGUGGAAUGAUUUUCUGCCCCCCCCCCCCCCCAAAGUUUCUUGCUUUUUCGGAUCCUCCAAGCAUCAUUCCAUGGCAGAAGGGCAAGCCAAAUAUCCUUCAAACUAUAACUUGCCUUGCUAUCCCAAUUUUCUCUUUACAUGGAGAAGGCGCUCUUCUCUAUACCAUCUUUCCCCCACUCCUUGAAAGAGAUGGGGAUGGGGGGUUGAGGGGCAGGUGCUAGUUAUAAGGGCCUCAUUGGCGUUGUCUAUCUACCUUCAUUAUAUGAUGCUCCAAUGUGUUAUGUUACUGGUUUGCCUCAGCGAUAAUGAUUUUGAUUUGAUUCAUGCUUAAUAUUGAAAAUUUGCUUAAUUUAGCUAAUUUUCUAAUUAAAUUCUGGAACAUCAGCCAGUGGUGACUUCAUACAGCUCACGAUGUAGCAGCCUAUAAAUGAGGAUUCUGAAGACCUAACAAUAAAAGUAAACCGUGGAAUGAACAAAAUAAGGCCAAAGAUGUAACAAGUUAAAACUGCAUUUUUAUGAGUGUGCUUCCUACCCCCACUGAACAUUUAAACAGCAGGACUGCAUUGUGGGUAAGAAAAGGAUACUGUAAGGUUGAGUGAUUUAACCACCUUCUGUCUGGUUUGCAAUGUAAAGUUGAUGCAUUCUGUGCUUGACGUUGGCAUAGACCGAAAGCCUUUUAUUGUAGAAUUUGCGCUUUGUGUCUCCGUGUGAAGCCUGUACCUUAAAGUAUUGGAUUUCUGAGUCUUGCUGUUGAAAUACUUGUAAAGAAAAUAAUAAAUUUUUUGUAACUCACCAUA